AUGCAAUCAAAAUUAUCAAAAAUACAAGAGGUUUCUUAGAAUUUUAUUGCUUCGGAUCAAAAGAUAUCGAUUAAUCAAAAGACAUUAGAGAGUGAAAACUCAAAAUCCAAGACUCAGUUUAAUAAAUAGUAAUCGCUAGAUAAUCUUAUUAAACUCAAGUACCCAUAUCAUUAGGAGAAUGAUGAAACCACUAAGAAGAUUUUACAUGAAUAUUUUAAAUGGUAAUGA
This is a messenger RNA of Paramecium tetraurelia, 228 nucleotides long. RefSeq lists its product as uncharacterized. Lineage: Eukaryota; Ciliophora; Oligohymenophorea; Peniculida; Parameciidae. The record is from RefSeq and is a predicted model, not a curated record. The transcript has a single exon.